This is a messenger RNA of Diaporthe amygdali, 2214 nucleotides long. RefSeq lists its product as uncharacterized. Gene Ontology annotation, molecular function: RNA binding. The record is from RefSeq and is a predicted model, not a curated record. The coding region runs from base 1 to 2214 and encodes 737 amino acids. Gene Ontology annotation, cellular component: ribonucleoprotein complex. The transcript has 3 exons. Lineage: Eukaryota; Fungi; Ascomycota; Sordariomycetes; Diaporthales; Diaporthaceae.
AUGGCCGCUCCUGCUUCCACCGGCGCUGUUGACCAGCUCGCUGCUGAUCUCGGCAACACCAGCCUCAACGGCUCCGACAAGACCCCGGCCAACAUCAACACCACCGUCAACCCAUCCGAGGGCGCUGAGGAUGGCGCCGCUCCCACCCCAAGCUCUGCCGCCCCAGGCAACCAUGCCUCGUCCGCCUCGCUCUACGUUGGCGAGCUCGACCCCACUGUCACCGAGGCCAUGCUCUUCGAGCUCUUCUCCCAGAUUGGCCCCGUCGCCUCUAUCCGCGUCUGCCGUGAUGCCGUCACCCGCCGAUCUCUUGGAUACGCCUACGUCAACUACAACACCACCAUUGAUGGCGAGAAGGCCCUUGAGGAGCUGAACUACACCAUCAUCAAGGGCCGCCCUUGCCGCAUCAUGUGGUCGCAGCGUGACCCUGCCCUGCGCAAGACUGGCGCUGGCAAUGUCUUCAUCAAGAACCUCGAUGUCGCCAUCGACAAUAAGGCUCUGCACGACACCUUUGCUGCCUUUGGCAACAUCCUCAGCUGCAAGGUAGCCCAGGACGAGCACGGCAACUCCAAGGGCUACGGUUUCGUCCACUACGAGACCGAUGAGGCUGCUUCUCAGGCCAUCAAGCACGUCAACGGCAUGCUGCUCAACGAGAAGAAAGUCUACGUCGGCCAUCACAUCCCCAAGAAGGACCGCCAGAGCAAGUUUGAGGAGAUGAAGGCCAACUUCACAAAUGUCUACGUCAAGAACAUCCAGACUGAUAGCACCGACGAGGAGUUCCGUGACCUGUUCACCAAGUAUGGCGAUAUUACCUCGGCUUCGCUUGCCCGUGACCAGGAGACCGGAAAGAACCGUGGUUUCGGUUUCGUCAACUUCACCACCCACGAGGCUGCCUUCAAGGCAGUCGAGGAGUUGAACGGCAAGGACUUCAAGGGCCAGGAUCUGUACGUCGGACGUGCUCAAAAGAAGCACGAGCGUGAGGAAGAGCUCCGCAAGUCGUAUGAGGCCGCUCGCAUGGAGAAGGCCAGCAAGUACCAGGGCGUCAACCUGUACGUCAAGAACUUGGGCGAUGACGUCGAUGACGAGAAGCUCCGCUCGAUCUUCUCCGAGUUUGGUCCUAUCACAUCUGCCAAGGUCAUGCGCGAUGCGAUUGAGCCCGGUGACGAGGCGGAAGACAGCGAGGGCAAGGACAAGGAGAACAAGAAGGAGGCGGAGGACACCUCUGGUGAGGAUGAAUCCGGCGAGAAGAAGGGCGAGAAGAAGUCCGACAAGAAGUUUGGCAAGAGCAAGGGCUUUGGUUUUGUGUGCUUCAGCAACCCUGACGAUGCCACCAAGGCCGUUGCCGACAUGAACCAGCGCAUGAUCGAUGGCAAGCCUCUCUAUGUUGCUCUGGCGCAGCGCAAAGACGUUCGCAAGUCCCAGCUUGAGGCUAGCAUCCAGGCUCGGAAUCAGAUCAGAAUGCAGCAGGCCGCCGCUGGCAUGCCUGGUCACUUCAUGCAGCCACCCGUUUUCUACGCUCCGGGUCAGCAGGGCGGAUUCCCCGGCGCAGGUGGGCGUGGCAUGCCGUACCAGCUCGGCAUGCCCAUGCCUGGUGCUCAGCCUGGCCGUCAAGGCCAGUUCCCCAACGCCUUCCCAGGCCAGCCUGGCGGUGGCCGUGGUGGCAUCCCCCCUCAGCAGAUCCCCCCCAACAUGUACGGCAUGCCUGGAAACUACCCACCUGGCGCGUACCAGCAGCCCAACAACCCUCAGUUCAUCCAGGCCCUGCAGCAGGUCCAGCACCAAGCCGCUGCUCUCGCCGGCGGCCGCGGCGUCCAGCCCGGUCGCGGGCCCAUUCAAGGCGGUCCUGGCCGUGGCAACAUGGGCGGACGCCAAGGUUUCCCUGGCCCUCAGGGUGGUCGCGGCGGUCCGAUGGGCGCCCCUGCUGACCUGAGUGCCUCUUCACUGCUCCAGGCUCAGGUUGCUGCUGCACCUCCACCUCAGCAGAAGCAGAUCCUUGGCGAGGCAAUCUUCCCCAAGAUCUCCAACCUGCAGCCUGAACUGGCUGGCAAGAUCACUGGUAUGCUCCUGGAGAUGGACAACCAGGAACUCAUCAACCUCAUCGAUGAUGACACCGCCUUGCGCGCCAAGGUUGAUGAGGCUAUGAAUGUUUAUGACGAAUAUGUCAAGAACCAGGGUGAUGAUGGUGAGAAGGAGGAGAAGGCAGAGUCCAAGGCCUAG